AUGAUUUGGCACACGGAUUUCAAAGCCAAUGUAUCACAUAAAAAUAGUUCCCUAUUGAAAAAGCCACCAGCAGCAGCAGCACAAAAUGAAAAACCGGAGGAAGAAAAUAAAAAAUUUAAGGAUCUGUUGAAGGCAUAUUGGCAAAAGUAUUGUGAAAAAUCAACCAUACAUGGGGUGCGCUACAUUUAUGAUCCCACUCUACGUGGCAUAGAGAGACUUAUAUGGACUGCUUUAGUUAUCACAUGUGUGACGCUGGCAUGUAUUGCCUAUUUAAUACUUGCCGAACGCUACUCUGCCAAGAAACUGCAGACGGUAGUGGAAAAUUCACAAUAUCCGGUAUUUCAAAUACCGUUUCCGGCUGUCGCCGUUUGUACACACAAUCGCAUCAAUUGGGAGAAAUUUGAGCAGGCCAAAGCUGAGUUCUUGCCACCAUCAGCAGACAAGACGGUAUUGGAGGUGUUUACGAAUUUCGUGGAGCGCAUGGAGACUCUACGCUUUGGCCGCUUUGAUACAUUUAAAGAAAUGCAAGACAUUAAUUUGGAAGCAUUAGACAGCAUUGAUGUUUCAAAGUUGGCCAGAUUUAUGGCCUUACGUUGCGAGGACAUUAUGGUUAAUGACACUUGCUACUGGAGGAAAAUGAAAUUUCAGUGUUGUUCUCGGUUCGUAUUGGAGCGCACCGAAUAUGGUGAAUGUUUGGUUUUCAAUUCCGAACUGUCAACGGAAUCGGCUGUAAUUCAGAAAAACUUAGGCAAACAGUUUUAUCCUUAUCACACCUCAAGAGCUGGACAAAAUACUGGACUCAAUUUUCGACUUAGAAUAAAUUCAAAACUAAAAAGACCCACCUCAAAAGCUGGAGACACAAUAACGGUUCUCAUCAAAAGACCUGACCAACUUUCAAAUCCCGGUUACACUAUUACCCCUGAAACGGAAACAUAUUUCAUAGUUCGACCCGAAAUUACCGACAGUGAUGAGGAUUUACAUUCAUUGGAGCCCAGCAAAAGAAAUUGUUACUUUGAAGACGAAAGCUUUUUGCUGGAAUACAAAACAAACAUGUCAAGUAAAUGGAUGUUGAACAACUGUCUGAAUAGAUGCCACGAAGAACAUGUACGAAAAUACUGCAACUGCACUUUGUCGCUAUUUUUUCUAUUUUCCGAUGAUACAGUUGAACAAUGUCGUCCCUCCCAUUUCCGCUGUCUGGCCAAGAAUAAUGAUAUUUUCAGUUACGAUAAACGCAAGGAAGAGGAUGCUUAUUUUAGUGCAGCUAAACCAGGAAUGACAUGUUCAUGCUUGAUACCUUGCAACUCGGUGGAAUAUUUUACAUCCUUAACGACGUUACCUUUAAGCGAUGAAAUUACUAACGAUACCAGUGUGAAAGUUUACAAAGUAGAUGUUCAUUAUCAAUCUGAGGUUCUUAUACAGUAUCGAACAAGUAUGGAGUUUACAAGUAUCGAUUUAAUAGCCAAUUUUGGUGGUAUUUUCGGUUUAUGUUUGGGUGCAUCUCUUGUAAGUGCAGUUGAACUUUUGUACUAUGCCACCUUUGGCUUCGGCUUAUAUUUGUACGACAACAAUUAUUUUACGGUUUUAAAACAAAAUCUUCAAACUUUAAGGCAAAAAUGGACAAUUGGCUUUAAAAAUUCCUUCAAGGAGGAGUAUGAGGAUGGUAAUGCAGUUAAAACAGCUUUCCUACCAAAACAACCCCAGCACAAGGAUAAUCGUUGGUAA
Calliphora vicina (urban bluebottle blowfly) is the source of this 1722-nucleotide messenger RNA. RefSeq names its product pickpocket protein 19-like. Lineage: Eukaryota; Metazoa; Arthropoda; Insecta; Diptera; Calliphoridae. Gene Ontology annotation, biological process: sodium ion transmembrane transport. The record is from RefSeq and is a predicted model, not a curated record. The transcript is spliced from 8 exons. Gene Ontology annotation, cellular component: plasma membrane. Bases 1 to 1722 code for a protein of 573 amino acids. Gene Ontology annotation, molecular function: ligand-gated sodium channel activity.